This is a messenger RNA of Podospora anserina S mat+, 957 nucleotides long. RefSeq lists its product as uncharacterized. The record is from RefSeq and is a predicted model, not a curated record. The transcript has 4 exons. Bases 1 to 957 code for a protein of 318 amino acids. Gene Ontology annotation, molecular function: aldehyde-lyase activity. Gene Ontology annotation, cellular component: cytoplasm. NCBI's taxonomy places the organism in Eukaryota, Fungi, Ascomycota, Sordariomycetes, Sordariales, Podosporaceae.
AUGGUUCGGACAAGAGCAGCAGCAGUAACCGGCGCGCUACAAACAUUCCGCCUCUGUAUAUCUCGUCAGUCCGUAUCGUCCGGAAUACAUCAUCCUCGCAUCGGCCAACCACUUCGGUUCAUGUCGUCGUCCGCUAUGGCUGCAUCCGCCAAGAUGACAACGUCAAACAAACUGAAGCAAGUCUUCACCGAAGGCAAGCGGCCAGCUAUGGGCUUCUGGCAGAUGAUUCCCGGUGCCAAUGUUUCUCGUGUACUGGCCAGGUCGGGUGCAGAUUGGGUAAUGGUGGACUGUGAACACGGCAACAUCGACGAUGCUGCAAUGCAUGACGCGGUUCCGGCCAUUGCCGCCCUGGGUGUGUCCCCUAUUGUUCGACUACCGGAUAUCCAACCUUGGAUGGUGAAACGGGCAUUGGAUAGCGGUGCACACGGAAUACUUGUACCGCUGAUCCGGACUGUUGAUGAGGUCAAGAGCGUGGUAUCAGCAGCCAAGUUCCCACCACUGGGAACGAGAGGAUUCGGUUCCCCGAUUGCGGUGCAAAACUUCCAUCCGGAACCGACGCUUACAGAGUAUCUUCAGCAAGCCAACGACAGCCUGUUGACCAUGGUGCAGAUCGAAACCAAGGAGGCUCUGGAUUCCGUGGAAGAGAUUGCGCCACUAGUUGAUGUUGUAUUCAUCGGGCCUUUUGACCUAGGCAACAAUAUCGGCCACCCAAUCAUCAACGGCAAGACGGAUGCUGAGUUGGACGAUGCUAUUGCCCGUAUCUAUAAGGCGACGGUGGCAGCUGGCAAGAAGUGUGGUAUAUUCUGCACCAGUGGAGAGCAGGCAAAGAAGUACGCUGAUAUGGGAUUUCAUAUGAUCAACGUGGCCACGGAUUUUACGGCUCUUCAGGCCACAAUGGUGGACGCACUCGCCGUUGCCCAGGGAAAGGUUCAAGGUGAAAAGGCCGCUUCGUAUUGA